AUGGGUGAGACGGGCAAGGAGGAGUAUCGCAUCCAGUCCUUCGACACCGACACGCAGCAGCUGCUCAAGACGGCGCUCAAAGACCCCAGCAGCGUGGACCUGGACAAAGUGGCCAAUAUCAUAGUGGACCAGUCCCUGCAAGACUGCGUGUUCAGCAAGGAGGCCGGGCGCAUCUGCUACACCAUCAUCCAGGCAGAGAGCAAACAGUUCAGCCAGAGCGUCUUCCGAAGGAGCCUGCUGAACCCGCCGCAGGCUCUGACCGCGGCUCCUGCCUCUCCGCAGGUGAACAACAUGCCCAUGAUGGCGCUGGUCAACCCGGUUUACGACUGUCUCUUCCGCCUGGCGCAGCCCGACAGCCUGUGCAAGGAGGAGGAGGUGGACUGCUUGGUGCUGCAGCUGCAUCGCAUCGGCGAGCAGCUGGAGAAGAUGAACUCGCAGCGCAUGGACGAGCUCUUCUCCCUCCUCCGCGACGGCUUCCUGCUGCAGGAGGGGCUCAGCUCCCUGUCCCAGCUCCUGCUGCUGGAGAUCAUCGAGUUUCGGGCGGCUGACUGGAAGAUGACAGACGCUGCCCAGAAAUACUAUUACAGCGAGGUGACAGAUUAGCCCCCCUGCGGCAGAGGUGGCAAGAUGUCCCCAGCACUUUCACCAGCAAGCGCCGAACCAAGUUUGGAUUUCUUUUCAUAUUAAUGUUUUUCUAGCACUUCCUGUAAAUAGGAUUUACACUGGCUAGAGCCCCCGUGCACGUAGCUGCCGGGCUGUACCUGGUGCUAGGCUGACCUUAGAGGUUUGUGAG
Molecule: messenger RNA, 793 nt
Organism: Tinamus guttatus (white-throated tinamou)
Lineage: Eukaryota; Metazoa; Chordata; Aves; Tinamiformes; Tinamidae
Source: RefSeq, a predicted model, not a curated record